UUAAAUCAAUAGCUAAGAGCCUUUUUCGCUACACAUAACCAAUAUUAAUCAUAACAUAGUAUAUAGUUCAUUAUACCAUAUCUUGUAUCUCUCUCUCUAUUCAUAUCAUCUUAUCUAUCUCUCAAGUUCUUGAUUUUAAUUAAAGAUGGGUAAAGACGAGCACCACGAACAAGACAAAGGAUUCUUCUCACAUCAUAAUCAUCACGGCCAUGGGUAUCCGCCAGGAGCUUAUCCUCCUCCACCGGGAGCUUAUCCUCCGCCAGGAGGUUACCCUCCGCAAGGUUAUCCUCCGCCACCUCACGGCUACCCACCCGCCGCUUAUCCACCUCCUCCCGGUGCUUAUCCUCCCGCCGGGUAUCCUGGACCCUCUGGUCCUCGUCCAGGGCUUGGAGGAGGAGUUGGGGGUUUGAUAGCAGGGGCGGCAACAGCGGCAGCGGCUGCAAUGGGAGGUCACCAUGCGGGUCAUCACGGAGGCUACGGGCACCACGGCCACGGAAAAUACAAAAGAGGAUUUUUCGGAGGAGGAAAGUACAAGCGAGGAAAGCAUAGUAUGUUUGGAGGAGGAAAGUAUAAGCGUGGCAAGCACGGCAUGUUCGGAGGCAAACGAGGCAAGCAUGGCAUGUUCGGAGGGAAACGAGGCAAGGGCAUGUUCGGACGAAGGAAGUGGAAAUGAUCCAUUAGCAUUCCUCUCUACAUAUAUUAUCGUAACAACUUAUAUAUUAAGACUAAUAUAAAAAUGUGUGUGUAUUAUUUGUUUUACAUCUAUCUCUAGCUAUAUAUUAUGAAAGAGUGUAUUUAAAUUUGGUUGAAUAUUUUUCAUAUGAAUUAACGUCGAAGGAAAUGUUUUCUAUUUUUGGAAUGAUUUUUUUGUAAUA
Arabidopsis lyrata subsp. lyrata is the source of this 875-nucleotide messenger RNA. RefSeq names its product glycine-rich protein A3. The record is from RefSeq and is a predicted model, not a curated record. The transcript has 2 exons. Bases 146 to 673 code for a protein of 175 amino acids. Lineage: Eukaryota; Viridiplantae; Streptophyta; Magnoliopsida; Brassicales; Brassicaceae.